Maniola jurtina (meadow brown) is the source of this 992-nucleotide messenger RNA. RefSeq names its product splicing factor 3A subunit 2 (gene Sf3a2). Bases 148 to 933 code for a protein of 261 amino acids. Gene Ontology annotation, cellular component: U2-type prespliceosome; catalytic step 2 spliceosome; U2 snRNP. Gene Ontology annotation, molecular function: zinc ion binding; nucleic acid binding. Gene Ontology annotation, biological process: spliceosomal complex assembly. NCBI's taxonomy places the organism in Eukaryota, Metazoa, Arthropoda, Insecta, Lepidoptera, Nymphalidae. The record is from RefSeq and is a predicted model, not a curated record. The transcript has 3 exons.
AAUUGAUUUGAUUGAUUGUGGCUGAUUGCGACUUGAAGAAAAAUGUUAAAAUUGUAAAUGAAUUGUGAAUUAAAUGAUAUCUAUAGUUUCUCUUCUUAAACGUUGAGCAACCCUGCUUACUAAACUGUGCUAAACUAAUUGUCCGAGAUGGAUUUUCAAAAUCGACCUGGUGGUAAAACUGGAGGUGGAGGCGUAGCGUCAUGGUCCGAAAGCAAUCGGGAUCGACGCGAACGAUUAAGGCAACUCGCUUUGGAGACCAUCGACUUAAACAAAGAUCCAUAUUUUAUGAAAAAUCAUUUGGGGUCUUAUGAGUGUAAAUUAUGCCUUACACUUCAUAACAAUGAAGGAAGUUACUUGGCCCAUACUCAAGGGAAAAAGCAUCAGGCUAAUUUAGCUCGGAGAGCAGCUAAGGAAGCCAAGGAAGCACCUCAACAAUUGGCUCCUGAGAAGCCGAGAAUUGAACCCAAAAAGUUUGUUAAAAUUGGGCGACCAGGUUACAGAGUUACCAAGCAGAAGGAUCCAGAGAAUGGCCAGCAAAGCUUGCUAUUUCAAGUUGACUAUCCAGAAAUAGCUGAAGGUGUCCAGCCUAGGCAUCGGUUCAUGUCAGCUUAUGAGCAGAAAAUAGAACCUCCAGACCGCAGAUGGCAAUACUUACUCUUUGCAGCAGAACCAUAUGAGACAAUAGCAUUUAAAGUGCCUAGUAGGGAGGUGGAAAAACAUGAUUCUAAAUUCUGGACCCACUGGAAUAAAGAUACAAAACAAUUCUUCCUCCAGUUUGCAUUCAAAAUGGAGCCCUUGAGAAUGCCCCCACCACCCCCGAAAAUGUGGGAAAAUCAUGGCAUCCGUUUGCCUCCACCACCUGGAGCACCAAUGAUGGGGGUACCACCUCCGCCCCCAUUAUUGCCAGUGCCUCCCCCACCCCCAUCUAUGUAACAGAUAGCAUAGCUUAAGCUGCAUUAUGUAAUUAUUCAAAUAAAAUUGUAUUAAUUUUU